UACAGAUUUUAAGAAACUUUUAAACGCCGACUAUCAUCAGCUGGGCAUUUUUUUGGAUACCCGGUGCGAUAGCAAACGAUACACCAAAAUCUUCAUCGACGCAACAAAGUACUCUAUGUACGACGAGAUGCAUAAAUGGUUGAUCCUCGGCUCGAACUUGAGCCACAGCCUGCAAAUAUUACAAGACAAUGCCUUUAGCAUCUCCACAGAUAUUGUAAUCGCUGUACAGUCGGGAAAAGAUUAUAUUUUGUACGAUGUGUAUAACCCGUGCAAAGAUCGCGGGGGCUCUAUGAACGUGACGUUUUUUGGUACUUGGAAUAGCGAGAAAGGCUUACGCAUCAACCUAACCCAAUCGAAAUUAGAAAGAAGAUCGAAUUUACACGGAAUGAGACUGAAAGUCGGCAUUGUAAUCAAUUACACACCGGAGAAUCAAUCUUUGCACGAGAUGAUGAUGGAGUACAGCAUGCAGACCAAAUAUGGUCGAUCGAAAUUUUUAUACGUGCUUCUGUGGCAUCUGUCGAAUCUUUUCAAUUUUACUAUCGACAUCGUGCAAAUAAACGCGCAAAGAAGGUUUGAUCAUUCUGGUCCGGUUUUCUCAGCUUUCAAUAAAAAAAUCAUCGAUCUCUCGGCGAGUCCUGUCGCGAUGAAGAUCGACAGAUUGAAUAACGGAGACAUUAUCGCACCCGUGUGGCCGAUACGAUCGUGUUUCAUGUUUCGCACGAUUUCCUCGACGAAGAUAAGGCCAGGUCAGUUCCUGAAACCCUUGUCCGCGAAAGUGUGGUACGGAGUGUUGAUCAUGAUCGGGAUCGUAAUGUCGAUCUUAAUCAUUCUCAUAAGAAUGGAGGGCAUUCACGAGCCUGCGGAGACCUAUGGGCUCUCUGUUCUAAUGACAAUAGGUGCUCUAGCACAGCAAGGCUCUGCGUUCAUACCGACGCGUUACGCGGCUCGUAUCGCGUUCCUACAGAUUCUCAUAUUCAGUCUGAUCAUUCUUAAUUAUUAUUCGGCGAGUGUCGUGUCGAACCGUUUGAAGAACAAGGGGGAAAAAAUGAACGACUCGCUGAUCAGCUUAGCGAAGAGCGGUAUGAAACUGGCGGUGGAACCGACUCCUUAUAUUCGUUCCUUCCUUCAGAUACCGGAUAAGGAAGUCAGGUACUUCUAUCAAAAUUGUUGGACGAAGAUACCCGAGUACAACAGAUACCUGCCAUUGGAGCAAGGCCUCGAUCAAGUGGCAAAAGGAACUUUGGCUUAUCAUACGAUGGUCGACUCUGCUUAUCCGUAUAUUGAACGCUCGUUCAACGACCGUAGCAUCUGCGAGCUCACGGAGGUCCAUCUGCUGAAGUCGAUGCUGGCGUUUUACGCGAGGCACAGGAGUCCUUUCACAAAAUUACUGAAAGCAGGAUUGACGAAGAUCAGAAACGUUGGGAUCCAAAAUCGCGAAUUAAAGCGUUGGUCAGCGAGAAAACCGUUUUGUCCGAGUAACCUGCUUAUCGCCGAACCGCUAUCGAUUCACGAAGCCGUACCGGUCUUCGUGUUUUUGUGCCUCUGCGUUGGAUUUUCCAUUUUCAUCUGUAUCCUGGAGAAUAUAAUUCAUUGGUGUUCGCAAACACGAUUACUAAGCGCCAUGACAGAAGGUAGACGCAUGAUUAAUAAAAAUUUGAAUCUACCCUCCUUGAAAGAUAUUAAUUUGCAACGACCGAGGAACUUCAACAUAUUCAGCGGAUCGUUUAGCGCACGGACAUCUUAA
Nomia melanderi (Alkali bee) is the source of this 1744-nucleotide messenger RNA. Its product is annotated as ionotropic receptor 75a-like. NCBI's taxonomy places the organism in Eukaryota, Metazoa, Arthropoda, Insecta, Hymenoptera, Halictidae. The record is from RefSeq and is a predicted model, not a curated record.